AGAUAGACGGUAAUGAUGCAGGAGUUUCUCCAAAACGCUGAUCUGUUUUUUCUUUCUCUUGUGUUGCAGAAUAAAGUGCUGAGCAUCGACAGCAUGAGGGUUAAACUACAGAUCUGGGAUACAGCGGGACAGGAGCGUUUCAGGAGUGUGACGCACGCAUACUAUCGAGACGCUCACGCUCUUUUGCUGCUUUAUGAUGUGACAAAUAAAUCCUCCUUUGACAACAUACAGGCCUGGCUGACGGAGAUUCACGAGUUCGCUCAGCAGAACGUGGUCAUUAUGCUGUUGGGUAAUAAGGCUGAUGCUACACAUGAACGCAUUGUGAAGAGGGAGGAGGGGGAGAAACUAGCUAAGGAGUUUGGCGUUCCCUUCAUGGAGACCAGUGCUAAAACAGGCCUGAAUGUGGAGUUGGCCUUCACUGCGGUUGCCAAGGAACUGAAGCACAGGGAGUUAAAGGAACCAAACGAGCCCAAGUUUCAGCUGCAGGAGUACGUGAACAAGGAGAUGAAGGGAGUCGGGUGCUGUCGCUCAUAAAAGCACCGUCAUGUGUAUAUAUGUGUGUGUGUGUGUGUUUUUACACUCUCAUCCUCUCCUCCUGCAGAGAUGCGAUGUCUGUCAGAUAUGCUGAGACUUUGGGGACUCUUAUUUGGGAAUACUGCAUUUAUUGUUUUGACCUGCAUGCACUUCAAAGCUCGCAGACAAUAUAAGGACGACAUAAAACAAGGCUGUUAUUGAUGAUUACUCCUAAAUAUUAGCCAUCCUGUAUACACCCCCCCACCAUUUCUAUUUAACUGACAUGUUCAAGAUAUAGAUAUUUGAUACUAGAUACUAGAUAUUUGACUAGUAUUCAUCUUAAAGUGACAUGUAAAGGCUUCACUAGGGUAAUUAGGGUAAAGUUAGGGUAGUUAGGCAAGUCAUUGUAUAACAGAGGUUUGUUCUGAAGACAAUCCAACACUAAUAUUGCUAAUAAUAGGGGGCUAAUAAUAUUGACCUUAAAAUGGCUUUAAAAUAAUUAAUAACUGCUUUUAUUCUAGCUGAAAUAAAACAAAUAAGACUUUCUCCAGAACAACAAAAAUUAUAGGAAAUGCUGCGAAAAAUUCUGUCCGAACCCAACUCUAUUCAUUUAUUUGACUCUAAAUCAAAUAAUAUUAUUUAAAUAAUAAUAAUAUUAAUAUUAUUUAAAUAAUAUUUCUCUAAAGAAUCAAUAGUUUUAAAAACGGUGCACUUUUAAAUUUAAACCUCAGCUGGAUGUUUUCAUUCACUUAGAGCUGUGUUACACACUACACGAAGGUCAUUUUCAAAAACCCAUAAUAGAGGCUCUUUAACUGAUUAUAUUUUAAGUACAUUACAGCAGCGAUGCCGUAAAAGGAACCGUAUAAAAAUGAACAUGUUCACCGGAAGUCUAUCUGUACACUGUAAAAAUUGUUACUGUAAUUUUUCACAGUAAAUUUCAGUAGUAUCACUUUACAGGGUUUGACUGUAAGUUCUCACAGUAGUGCGUUGUAUUCAUCGUUUUAUUGUGAAAUUAAGGCAGCAUAAUUACAGCAGAUUACUGUAAACAGGUUAUAUCUUUUGGAUGUUAGUUAUAAGAAUUCAAACUCUUUGUAUUUCAUUCAGCAUUGACAUUAAUACGAAUGAACAUUCAUGCUAGUAUCGGCACUUUAUUGAUAUAGAAAAACAGUUAGAAAUAACAGAACGUUAUUGCAGCCCCAAAAACAAUUUGCUUAUGUCAGGGGUGUCCAAACUUUUUGUGCCGAGGGCCAGAUGCAAAAAAAAAAAAAAAACAUUG
Molecule: messenger RNA, 1789 nt
Organism: Danio rerio (zebrafish)
Lineage: Eukaryota; Metazoa; Chordata; Actinopteri; Cypriniformes; Danionidae
Source: RefSeq, a predicted model, not a curated record